Messenger RNA from Colletotrichum phormii, 2761 nucleotides. RefSeq lists its product as uncharacterized. The record is from RefSeq and is a predicted model, not a curated record. The coding region runs from base 442 to 2652 and encodes 736 amino acids. Lineage: Eukaryota; Fungi; Ascomycota; Sordariomycetes; Glomerellales; Glomerellaceae. The transcript is spliced from 2 exons.
UUAUUGGCAGGACACUCACAAGUAGGGGAAAGAUCAAAUUGAAGCCAAUUUCCCGCCAUCUUGGUGGCUGUCAGGCUAGAAAUCCUCCUCUUCCAUGUCACUGUUUGUCUUGCUUCCAUUCCGCUUCCAUCUCAAAGCACCAAGCACUUUAGCCCAUCAUACUCAAAGAGCUCUUCUUUUUGGACACCUUCAGCCCUCUCCUCCACACUUUGGCUUGAACCAGAAUCAUACGGCCAAUACAAAGAGUACCGUGUAUGAAGUAAGGAUACCUAGUGUUCCAGCCAAUAACCCCGCCAUAUUACACGUACCCCAGCUGGUCACAAGCGAAAUUGCUCCCCAAUCCCAGACAACCCACGUAUUGCGGCCCAUUGUCUUUCAAUUUGUCUGGGGUCGGCGGUUCCUUGUCUGGGUUCAGGUCGGAAUCGGAGAUUGUCGAGCAUAAUGGGUCGCCUCUCUCGAUCCAACACCGUGGGACACGGCUUCGGUAUCCUCGAGGACCCCUCUGGUCCCGGCCAUCGUGCUUCAUCCGACGCAAACGGCGCUCACACCUCCAACGACGUUGCUGCUCUCGAAGAUUGUGACACUAACAGUCACCAAAACACGCCAGAAUUCAUCGACGCUUUAACCGACAAACUCAAGGAACUACAUAUUUACAGUCCUAAAAAGAACCGUGCCGACAGAUCACUGCUACAACCUGCACGACGACGCCGCUUGACUCGAUCCUCCAUUGACACCAAGAUCUUCCCAACCCUUCAACACAUUAGGGAGGAAGUUGAAAUCUGUGACGGAAACUCGGCUGUGACUAGCCCUACGCAAGGACCAGUCCUUGCCAACUUGCCUCGAGACACCAAACAAGACGAGGGUAUCCCAUCAUCAACUGAAACACGUGCUGCCGUACCUACUCCCCCUCGCCAGACGUUGGACUCAUUUGAAGCCAACGGAUCCAACUUCUACUCUGAAGUCCUACACGCAAUUGGCCUCGAACAGCAACAUCUGGAUCCUGAUUUUGACAUAAAGAAGUCCAUCGCACGGCACAGGGCAGGUCAGUAUGACUGCGUACUUUCGAUUCCGAACCCAGGCGGCCCGGCUAGGCGCAACAAUGCGCCCAGUAAACGAGCAGAUACCACGCUCGACUACGGCUGCAACGUCUUAGUCCACGCCGACCGCACUGAGGAAAGUUUUUGCAGUCAGCGCAAACCGGCUAAUGCCUUCAAACUUCUAGCAACACCUCUGAUAUUUGACGAAGUAUCUCGGAGUGCGUCAUAUACAUCUUCAAAAAGCGACGACAACAUGGCUGUUGCAGAACCACUUGUUCGGCUUGCCUCUCCAGCGCCUGCUGGAUACGAGAACACCAUGACGAAGUCUGCCAUCAAUGUAUCCGUCGUUGAACAGACUCACUCCAAGGAGUCGUCUUUAGACUACGUAGACCAUCCCAAGGACAGAGUCGUUUCCUUCUCGUCUACGGACGAGAGCAGUGUCCCGACGGAAGAUGUUCCCCGCACUCCAUCGAGGUCGACCUCGACUAGCUCGCGAUCUCGAAUUGAGGACUCAGUAGAAGCCAUCGAUAAACUCGAGGAGGAAUUGGAGGCUAUCAACACGCGCUUGGCGACACCAAGCAAGUCGCGACGGAUUCAAUCUCUGACCGACGAAUCUACUACUACAGUUUCCACAAACGAAUCAGUCACCAAGCGAUCUGCCUCAACGUUGAAGCGCACUCAAUCCGUCGGCGCUGCUGCCAACGCGUCGUCCCAGGCACGCGCAAACCAGAGAAAGUCGGUCAACUUUGACAACGACACCCAAAAAGGAUCGCCUAUGCAGGCACCUGCGAGAAGGCCUGUGGCUCGUCCAACCAGCCUUCUGCCACCCAAGCCGCCUGCUAAAUCCACAAGGGCUCCUACAAAGCCCUCGUUUGAGCUGCCAGGCGAGGCUACCGCUCGCGAUAUCAAGGCGAGGCGCGACGCUCGCCUGGCUCAACAGGCCCAGGAGAAGGCCGCUGCGGCAGUCCCCCAGCGUACCAGAUCUCUCAAGGCCCCGACGAAGCCCAAUUUUGAGCUACCUGGCGAGAAAAUCUCCAGGCGCAAGAGGGAGGAACGAGAAGCCCGUCUCAAACAACAAGAAGAGGAUGAGCGGAAGCGUCGCGAGUUCAAGGCGAGUCCUAUCAAGGCGAGGCUUGGGACCGCUGCGCAACCUCGAGAGACCGUGGCUAGUCGAGCUCGCCAGAACAAGGGAUCUGAGGCCAGCGACAUGGAAAGCCCGUCGAAGCGCUCGUCGAUUAUGGGCACUCCUCGUACACUUGCGAGAUCAGGUUCGACGAGGUCACCGCAAACUCGCGGCAGAGGUACCUCACAAGCCGGUACAGAGACUCAGCUCAGCCGCGCUACGUCUACAUCUACCGGCAGUAUGAGCGGCAAGCGGAGUGCGCUGUCUGUUGAGGAAAUCGAGCAGCAAAAGGUCAAGGGUCGUGAGGUCUUCCACCGUGACAACUCUUAUACCGAAGACAAGGAGCGGGAGCGCCGCGAACGUGAGUGGAAUGCUAAGAUGGCCCGCGAGCAAGCUGCGGAACGCUCUAGGCAAGCGAGCCGGGAGUGGCGUGAAAAGCAACAACGUAGCAAGCUAGCUAUUCUGGCUGCCGCGGCAGGCCAGGCGGCAUGAUUUGCGGUAUGUAAGUAUUUUCCGGGCCCUUGUUGGCAGGGUCCGGACUUGUAGAUUAUUUGACCAGUGCGUGGAGCCUGGCGCCUGUAUUGAUUGAGACUGCGCGGAG